Ixodes scapularis (black-legged tick) is the source of this 1695-nucleotide messenger RNA. Its product is annotated as calcium-activated chloride channel regulator 1-like. Bases 1 to 1695 code for a protein of 564 amino acids. The transcript is spliced from 9 exons. The record is from RefSeq and is a predicted model, not a curated record. NCBI's taxonomy places the organism in Eukaryota, Metazoa, Arthropoda, Arachnida, Ixodida, Ixodidae.
AUGAGCAAUGAAUAUGAAAAGUGCAAACGCCUUUUCCGUGGGACUUUUCAUAAACUUGUCAACAAUAGGAUCGGAUUCUUGCGACACUCCUUCGGUCACCUCAUUCGCCACGUGAUAAACGACGGCGAGAUGGUGGGCAUUGUUAGGUUUUACAAGCAAUGUGACGUUCUACAGCCUCUCAAAGAGGUGAAAGAUAAGGCUACACGGGAAGCUUUUGCUAAGAAGGUGGAACGAUUUUCCCUCAAAUUCUACACUUCCAUCGGCUGCGGUCUUCAAUUGGGCAUCAAGGUGCUGGAGUCCCACGGCACGUUGGCAAGCGGUGGCACGCUUAUUCUUAUAUCAGAUGGGAUCGAGAAUGGGACACCAUUGAUCGCCAAUGUACUCCCAAUGGUGCUUGCUAAAGGUGUCAUCGUCCACACCUUUGCUAUUGGCCCAACGGCAGAUGCAAAGCUACAAAAUGUGGCGCUCCAAACGGGCGGAACGGCCUACUUCUUUGCAGACAACCAAAAGAACAUCAUCGCUUCGAUGGGGAUUUCCUUCGUCUUGUCCACCACGUCACACCUUGAAGACAGCCAGAAGCCCGUUUUUCUGGUGGAAACUACCGAAGACUUGGACAACAAAACGCCAGAAAAAAGAAUCGCCUUCCCGAUACCUGAAGAACUUGGCAAAGACACCAGGGUGACGGUUUCCACCACCAAAAAGCAAGCCUUUAACGUCUACGUUCUGGAUCCGACAGGAAAGAAAUGCAACCAAGAGUGUUCGACUACCCGUUUGGGAGACCUUAUAGUUGAAGUGACGAUUCCUGAAACCAAAAAGACCGAAACGUGGACGGUUAUACUGGAGAAAAAGAGCGAGCCCGUUAAGAACCUAAGCGUCGUGGUGAUGACAAAGCAGCGACGUCACGAGGACGCCAUCAGAACCGAGAGUUGCAUCCGACACGUCGAAAGCACCAACAUGAUUGUGAUCUACAGCAGAGUCACCAAGGGUGGCGCCCGAGUUUUGAAGGCCAAUGUCACUGCCACCAUCACUCUGCCCGAAAAGGAUAAGACGGUAUUUUUGCCACUACACGACAGCGGCAAAGGCGCGGACCUGAAAGCAGACGACGGCGAGUACGCGGCGUACUUCACCCAGUACCGUAGCAAAGGAAGGUACAGCGUGAGGACCGACGUGACGCUGGACACAAGCGCUGUACUGACGAUCUCGAAGCCUGAGAAACAUACGCCUCCUCUUGGCAGAUGGAAAGCUGCGAAGUCGAUAAUGGAGCCUGGCAAGAUAUGCUCAUCAUCAGAAGCAUCUACCGAGUGCAAGGAGCGAAUUAUCAGCAAAGUGAUGAAAUUUAGGCCUCUUUUUCGUGAUCGUUCGAAGGACCAAAGUUCUCCGGAUGACGCUAGGAUAAAGAUGGUAGCCUACGCUGGCGCUUUUCAAAUGAGGACACAAAGUGACCCCAAGGACCUGCCCCCCGAUCGGGUUCGCGACUUGGCGGUUAAGGACGUCAACAGGACCUCCGGCGACGUCACCGUCACGAUCUCUUGGACAUCCACCGGUGCUAACCUGGACGCCGGCAAAGCAACUUCUCUGGACCUGAGAUCAAGCUUGGAUUUACGUGAGCUCAUCUACAACUUCCAGGAAGCAAAGCAGUUAACAACAAAUAGCGUUCUGGAAGGCUCUCUGACCCCAGAAGACCCAUACCGGUAA